This is a messenger RNA of Rattus rattus (black rat), 5002 nucleotides long. RefSeq names its product glucosaminyl (N-acetyl) transferase 1 (gene Gcnt1). The transcript has a single exon. Lineage: Eukaryota; Metazoa; Chordata; Mammalia; Rodentia; Muridae. Gene Ontology annotation, molecular function: beta-1,3-galactosyl-O-glycosyl-glycoprotein beta-1,6-N-acetylglucosaminyltransferase activity. The record is from RefSeq and is a predicted model, not a curated record. Bases 789 to 2075 code for a protein of 428 amino acids. Gene Ontology annotation, cellular component: membrane.
GCAAGGCCUUUUAAGUCCAUUUUGAAUACUCAGCAGAAUGAAUUGCCUUGCUUCCAGGAUCACAUUCACGAUUGUUCUUAACCUUUUCUCUAAGUGAGUCACCGUCCUAAGUCAGCAAAAGGCAGGAUGGAUCUGACCCUUGCAAGCGUCUUCUGCCUGUUGAUGUCACCAGGAGGAACUUGGUGACGAUAUGAAGAUAGAGGUUCUGAUUCUUAGGACCUGCAGAGUCCUGUGCUCCUGUAUAGCCAUAGGUCCAGCUUUUGAGACAGUUUCUUUUUUUAUAGUCUUGGUUGUCCUGGAACUCACUACAUAGACCAGACUUGCCUCUGCCUCCUAGGUGCUGGGAUUGAAGGUGUGUGUUACCUCGUGGAAUCUCAGAUGUCUAUGGUAGGAUAUUUUCGGAUGUCCUUGUAUUAGGUCCAGUGCUUAUUUUUACCCCCAGUUUCCGGCUUCAAUUUGAGAACAAUGGGUCUUCUAUGAAGCGAUCUCUAUUCUCUAAUUAAGACAACCUCUUUUUUUUUUUUUUUUUUCUAAAUAAAAUCUGGUCUCAUAGCAAAGGGGAUAGUUUUGAGCCUGAGAAGACACUGUAAACAGUUGCAUUUACUAAGUGUGUUCUUUGCUAUGUUUUCUUUUGUUUUUAGCUCUGUCCUGUGCGGUGAUAUAUUGUCCCUCUUACAAACUGGCAACUUAUCUGGCCACAACAGAAGGACACUGGAGGAAACCUCACUGGCGUCCAAGGCCUAGAAGAUUGUUCCACCACCCCAGGGAGCUUCUGAGUGUUCUUUGAAAUGCUGAGAAACUUGUUUCGGAGGAGACUUUUUUCUUAUCCUACAAAAUACUACUUCAUGGUUCUUGUUUUGUCUCUAAUUACCUUCUCUGUUGUAAGAAUUCAUCAGAAGCCUGAAUUUGUUAGUGUCAGUCACUUGGAGCUUGCUGGAGAUGAUCCCAAUAGCAAUGUUAAUUGCACCAAAGUUUUACAGGGUGACCCAGAAGAAAUCCAGAAGGUGAAGCUUGAGAUACUAACAGUGCAGUUCAAGAAGCGUCCGAGGCGGACACCGCAUGACUAUAUAAACAUGACCCGGGACUGUGCCUCCUUCAUCAGGACACGCAAAUAUAUUAUGGAGCCCCUUACUAAAGAAGAGGUUGGCUUUCCAAUUGCAUAUUCCAUAGUGGUUCAUCAUAAGAUUGACAUGCUUGACAGGCUCCUGAGGGCCAUCUAUAUGCCUCAGAAUUUCUACUGCAUUCACGUGGACAGAAAAGCAGAGGAAUCCUUUUUAGCCGCGGUGCAGGGCAUCGCAUCCUGCUUUGAUAAUGUCUUUGUGGCCAGCCAGUUGGAGAGUGUCGUAUACGCCUCCUGGAGUCGGGUUAAGGCUGACCUCAACUGCAUGAAGGACCUGUACAGAAUGAAUGCAAACUGGAAGUACUUGAUCAAUCUUUGCGGUAUGGAUUUCCCUAUUAAAACCAACCUGGAAAUUGUCAGGAAGCUCAAGUCCUUCACAGGGGAAAACAGCCUGGAAACUGAGAAGAUGCCUCCCAACAAGGAAGAGAGGUGGAAAAAACGAUACACGGUUGUGGACGGGAAGCUGACAAACACUGGAGUUGUCAAGGCGCAGCCUCCACUCAAAACUCCUCUCUUUUCAGGCAGCGCCUAUUUCGUGGUCACUAGGGAAUAUGUAGGCUAUGUGCUGGAAAAUAAAAAUAUUCAAAAGUUCAUGGAAUGGGCACAGGACACAUACAGCCCGGAUGAGUUCCUCUGGGCCACCAUCCAAAGGAUCCCCGAAGUCCCUGGUUCUCUCCCCUCAAGCCAUAAGUAUGACUUGUCUGACAUGAAUGCUGUCGCUAGGUUUGUCAAGUGGCAAUACUUCGAAGGCGAUGUUUCCAAUGGCGCGCCUUAUCCACCGUGCAGUGGAGUCCACGUGCGCUCUGUGUGCGUCUUUGGAGUUGGUGACCUGAGCUGGAUGCUGCGCAAACACCACUUUUUUGCCAAUAAGUUUGACAUGGAUGUCGAUCCCUUUGCCCUCCAGUGUUUGGAAGAACAUCUGAGGCAUAAAGCCCUGGAGACCUUAGAACGCUAAGUGCUGUUGGCAGUCCUGGGGAAGAUAAAGACACACAAGCUGUACCCUCAUCUGCUUCCCUUCUCUCCUAUCGGGUCCUCCUACUGGGGCGAUGACUUCAAAGUCUUCCUGUCAGGGAAGCUGCGUGGAUCCUACAGAACAAAGCUACAAGAGAGAUUGAUACAUUGCGUGCUCUAGAGUAAAUGCGAGGAUGGAGUUAGGAUGGCUGGAGGUUGGGGAAGAUUUUGUGGACAGAGGGGACCUAGGUAAUUGAGAAAGAGGCCAAUGAAAAGCAUCAGCCUUGAGAACUAAUCAAAGAACCCAGGUACUUAAUCUAAAUGAGAUUUGAUUUGUGCCAAAAGUCUCUUGAAAACGUUAAGCAUAAUUUUCUUGACAGGAAUAAAUUUGUAGCAACAACCAAUCACAGAGAUAGGAUUUCUCUUGUAUGUUUUUUGGAACAGACGUCUGGUCUUACUCUAACUUAUCCUUGUAAAUAAUUUCCUUCCUGCUGUGAUUUUGGGUAGGGAGUCUCAGGGAGCUUAAAAUAUGUUUGACAUGAAUAGCUCUGUCUUAAUUUUCACUUAUAACUACACAUACAUGUUUUCAAAAGCAAGGUGGAAAGAGGACAGUUUCUAGUUCCCCGAUUUCUUUUAGUAUUCCUUUAUUAAAAAAGAACCAGCUGGGUGUGUCACCAGUGCCCGUGAAGCAGGGCAGUUGUUUAAUCUCGAGUGAUAUCGGCCAAGCUGGACAACAAAACAAGAAGUUGUCUCUUUAAAAAGGAGAAGAAAAUCAACUCGAUUUUACAAAUACAUAGUUUUUUCCUUAUCUUGUCUCCCCAGACUGCUUAUACUGUCAAGCUGCAACAUGUCGCUGUUUAAGGACCCUAUAUCUGUGUUUUGGGUCUUCAAUGGGAUCCAGUCACCUGUAACUAGUGCAAAAAAUUAGGGAGGGUGAAGUAGGCAUCCAAGGGGAGAUGGGAAUCUACUAAAGCUGUUGCUAAGCCCCUGGCACAAGUUCUGUCCCAAGAAAUUAAGGUUUCUGCCUACUGGAUCCGAUUGUGUCUCAUGUGGCCGCAUUCUGGCCUUGAGUAUUCAUGUUAUCUGCCCGUUGGCUUUUCUUAACCUGCCAGUUUCCUUCUCUCUCACGGCCUUGAUGAGGGGGAAAGAAGUAGAGAAGAAUGCCUGUGUCCACACGAAGUGUUUGAAAAGAGUUGUGGUAUCAUAACAUGUUUUCACUAAAAGACAAACGGUCUAGGGUUUCUUCAACUCGGUCUCUUGUCUCUAGUGCAGGGUUGUUUGUUUGUUUUCUCUUAAUAUUUAGCUAAAUCUAAACAGGAUUCUAAUGAAAUGUGAAGACUUGCCAUUUGAUUUGAAAUAAGAAUCAUUACCACGUACUUUCAUUUACUUUCAUAAUCCAGAAGAAAAUCAUAGUAUCAGACAGUUUUAAGGUAUUCGGCAGAGAAAGUGUGUUUUCUGCCUCAAAGCUAUGAAAUGUUUUAGGAUCAGGAGAUAAGCUGGGUUUUGUGUUGGACCAAUAGAAACGCGUUUGCCACGGGGCCACCAGCGAUGAUGGCGGUGCAGCUGACGCCGUCUACACAAUCUGGCUUCUGCUUUCUUUUUUUAGUUUGUAACCAAGAUUUGUCCAAUGGUCCUUUUCGUACAAAGGCUUUUACUUAUGAGACAGGGCAUCUUUUAAAUCUAAAACCGGUGGUACCUGGUGACAUAUCAUUUGGGUAAGCCGCUGUGACUUCAACAGAUUUUCUUUUUCCAUCUUGAAAGUGCAGGGUUAAAGCAGUAGUCUUGGGAUCCAACAAACGGCAAUCCCAACCUGGGGUUACCGGUGGUCAACACAUCCAGCCCGAUUUGCUUUAUACUCAAUGAGCUCUUGAACUUUGCAAAACUGGAAGUUUAUUUUUUUUUUUAAUUACAAGUACUUUUUUUUUUUAAAAAAAAAAUCAACUAUUUGAUGCUAUUCAUCUAAACACUCUUAAUUGUAGUGGUGCUCCAUUUCAAUUAAGUGGCAAGUUUGAGGAUUGUUUAUUUUUAUUGUUUGCCCCUCUUCAGGAGUAAAACUAGGAUUCUAGAAUUCCAGAGCCUCGAGUCAAUGCUGUGAAGCCUCCUACUUCCUGUUACCUCACCUUUGUAGCAUUGCACUUGUUCAACGGAUGCUGUAGCGCCCAAUGCCUGCCACAGGGCUUGUACAGUGUCUGUUUACUGUGACUCAAUGGAUUUUAUUUCUGGAGCUUUUCAAUAUGACUUAAAGCAAAAGAAAUUCAUACAGUGGGGUAAAUAAUUCAAAGAACUAAAAAGGGGACUUGGAAAUGAAUGCAUAAGACUCCAGAAGAGUACAAUUGCAGCUCAUUUGGAGAGAUACAGGCUUUGUUCAUGUUUCUAGUAAACACUAAUUUUAAUGCUAUCCUUGAGGUUUCUUAUAGACAUUUUCUUUUUUUUUUUUUUGGAGCUGGGGACCGAACCCAGGGCCCUGCGCUUGCUAGGCAAGCGCUCUACCACUGAGCUAAAUCCCCAACCCCUUAUAGAGAAUUUUUAGCAAUCACAUUCACAAAUAAAAUGGGAUUCUAGUUACUAAGUCAAUCAAGAUUAUAUGUAUCAUUUGUUAGAAAUAAGUUAAUUUAAACAUAUUAGUUUAUAGGCAAUUGCCUAGGUUCUUCUGAUGCUGAGGUUUAAAAAAACAAAACAAAAAAAGAUUUCACUUUGAAAUUAUUAUUUCUAAACAUGUGUUUGUGUCGUUCAUCUAGUACAGUUCAUUUAAGUGACUUUAUUUCCUCUUCCCAUGAUUUUAGUUGGAAGAGGCUGGCUGGGUAGGGUAGACAGAACUGGAUGUUUUUAGUUGCUUAAAUAAUUAUUGUCAUGAAGUAUAUAAUGUAAAACUAUUUAUGUUUUUGAAUGAAUUGGUCAUAUCACCAAUAAAAUCAGUUGUUGAGAAACCAA